AUCGCCGCCUCUAUUGGUGGCCGCUCUUUUAGACAAAUUCCGGAGCAAUAGAACGCGUUUAGCUUGCGUCUUUGUCACGAUGCAAUCUUAAUGAUUGAACAAACAUGCUCUUUUAUUUUCAUUUCUGGUUCUCGGACAAACGAUGGUUUUCCCCCGUAUGAUGAAUCCGCCCGGCAACAGCGAUAUUUCAAUAGGAAACUCUCAAACGCUGAACUCCAGCGUGAACAUUUUGGUAAGCUACGCUACGUCGCCGAAAAAAACGUGGCUCGCCCCGCGUGCGAACCAAGUGACGUUCCAUUUUCAGUUCGUAGGCUUUGACAUGACGUCACUGCAGCCCUUCCGGGGAACGGCCGCCGAUGUCCAGGAAGGCUCACGAAAGUGGUUAUUGCGGCAUUUCACCGCCUUGUCGAAGGGGCAGCAAGCGGGAGCCGCCAUGAUUUCGGGCACGUACGGCAACGAGAAGCCCCUGGUGAUCCGCGUGCCCUUCAUGACGUGCGCCCUGGGCAUCGUCUCCCUGCCGCUGAUGGCCCUGGUCACCUGCGUCCUCAUCUCGUCCAUCUUUCACUUUGAGGACUCCACGAGGACGCACUGCCACGUUCCCAACUACCUGCCGUCCAUCAGCGCCGCCAUCAGCCUGAGCCCCGAGUGCCACAUCUGGCGCUUGUGCGUGGGCCUGCACUCGGCGCCCCGCUUGCUGGUGGCCUUCGCCUACUUCAAGUUCUACAAGGUGCGCUUCGCCGCCCGCCUGCCCGAGAGCGCGCUGGCCUACCUCAGCCUGGCCUUCUCCGUCUCCGAGAACCUCGGCCUGCUGCUGCUCACCUACGUGUCGUCCAGCGAGACUUACCUUGUCCACAAGGAGGGCUUCGUCCUCUUCCUCCUCAGCUCCUUCGCCUACAUGCUCAUCACGUGCCGUCUGUGGAAGGCCAUCAAGAGGUUUUCCUUGAACCCCGAGGAUGCCAAAUCCCAUCACUGGAAAGUGCGUUUACUCAUCCUCAACUUGAGCUUCUGCGCUUUUGCCACAUUCUUUUACAUCAAACACAACUUGUACUGUGAGUCGGGGAGUUACACAUUGUUUGCCCUGUUUGAGUAUCUCAUCGUCUUCUCCAACAUGGCCUUCCACAUGACGGCGGCGUGGGACUUCAGGAGCCACGACGUGAUGGUUAUUUCCUGCUCGGAGCCGAAGGACUUCUGACUAGAGACUUCCACCAAGAAACCCCCUCCCACAUGUGAGGAGAGGACAUAAAGUAGAUGCACAGAAGCUGGAGAACGGAUGCCAGCGUGCCAAGAUGCUUAAAUGUUCCUCGCUCCGUUUUAUUGGUGACGUGCAUGAACACGGCUGCUUGUUUUGCUUACUUGUGCGGGGAGAGACUCAACAGUAAGUCAAAUGGCAACAGCUGAUUUGAUCGCAGUGUGCCAAAGGGGCAGCUCUUUAAUUGAGCUUAAAAAAAAAGUAUUAAACAAAAUCAUAUUUAUUGCAGAGCGGCAAGAACAAUGUUAUUAUUUAUUGUAAAUUGUCCUGGAGCUGCCAUGAUUGCUUUGAUUUUUUUUUCUCAGAAGAACAUUGUUCUCUUGAAGAGGAAAUAAAAAUGACUUUAAAAAACAAAA
Messenger RNA from Hippocampus zosterae (dwarf seahorse), 1605 nucleotides. Its product is annotated as post-GPI attachment to proteins factor 2-like. Gene Ontology annotation, biological process: GPI anchor biosynthetic process. The transcript is spliced from 6 exons. Gene Ontology annotation, cellular component: endoplasmic reticulum membrane; Golgi membrane. The record is from RefSeq and is a predicted model, not a curated record. Lineage: Eukaryota; Metazoa; Chordata; Actinopteri; Syngnathiformes; Syngnathidae. Bases 143 to 1192 code for a protein of 349 amino acids.